UCCGCUCGGGGCGCCGCGGAACCGUGGGUUUAGCCCUCCAUCUGACAGCCCCUGGAGAGCCAGGUGUCCGGUGGGAGCCGGCAGGGCACCCCUCGCGUGUCCUGCAGUGCUGGCUGUUGUAGAAGAGGCGGCUUCGCUGGCGCAGGUUAUGGUUUCCUGUAGAGGUGUGUUAGAGGAUUGAAGUCGCAGCGGCAGAUGUGGGCCUGGAAGGUGUAAUCCAGCUGCAGAGGAGGAAGAGUCGGCAAACAGGCUUGACUGGCCAGCGCUUCUGCCAGCGUGCCUGCCUGCCUUCCGCGGCCCCCGCCUGCCCCUUGCGCCCGGGGUGGGCUGGCGAAGCCCCUGGGCCCGAAGGAGACCAGGGGUGGGUGUGCCGAGGAGAAGUCGGUUCUGGUGCAAACGCGCAGUUGCAGUUGCUGGACGAGUGUGUAGCAGCGUUGUUCUCUGGUGCUCUGACUUGUCAGCUCUGUCUGUGCUCAGGUGUAGGAGUGGUUCCCUUCUCUUUUGGGGAAUAAAGUGCAUGAAAACGUACGUGGAAGCGUUAUAUUGUAUGUUUGGCUGUACUCUGCUUGUUUUCUUCUUAAGGAAUUGUUUAUGUUUCCAGAAAAUAUUUAUAAAGUGCUGUGUUCUGGACAGAUGAAGUUUUGGCAAAUUGAUUUAGUGUUGUAUUUAAUGACUCCCCUGAUGACAGGGGAAAAAUAUGACACAUGAUAUGGAAGUAGGUGUAAACAGAAGCGAUCUCUAAUGAGAAUACCUAGUGGAGAGGAAGAAAGUGUGCAGAAGCACAGUGCUUAAAAUGUUUGUUUUCAUUAGUGAUAAUUUUGUUUAUUGAAGUAUUUCAGAGGGAUGAUGAGCACUGCAUGAGUUUCUGACUGCUGUCUUGUCCUGUGUACCUAGUGCUGGUGAGGGUCAAGAUAAGGCUGUUCUUGAUGGCAAGUGGCUUUCCUGUUCUGGUGUGGCAGGACCUGAGCAGUGCAGUGCUGGGUACAAGCUCAAAGACCUUCCCAAGGAGCAGUGUUUGAAAUCCACAAGUUUGUCUUGUCUUUUUUAAUUGCUGUUGUACUAGAAGUAAAACACUAGAGAAAAAGAUAUCCAUAAAAAGCCCAUGGGAGGAGGGUUGCUUAGGAGGAUUGCUGUUACUUUCUAUUCUUGAACUAGCAGGAAUUAGUAGAACACAUAACUGAGCGGCACACUGUUAAGCCUCCUCUUAGUUGAGGCGGUGUCACCAAUGACUGCAAGGAGGCAGGUGGUGAUUUUGAAUGUAUUUACUCCCUUUUCAUAAAAUGGGGGGAGCAUAUUGGAUUCUGUUGGGAAGCUGGUGGAUUCAGUAGUUACAGUACAGUAAGAUGCUGUACUGAUAGGAACCUCAUAGUAGAUGUUGUAGCCCUGUGUAAGAUUGAAUGGCUACACUGCCUGGAAAUUUGACUUAACCAUAUUGGGACUUCUCUCUCCUUGUCCAUUGCAGACCUUCACCAUUGUGAAAAGUAGGAUAAACAAUCUAACUUAAAUGUGCUGUUACUUGUAUAUUUUUUUAAUAUAUAUCUUUAUUUAUUCUUGUGAUUAAUGUGGGGUAGUAAAUUGGGAAGUGAAGGCACUAGAGGAAAUAAUUGGUUGCAGGUAAGUUUCCUGUACUGAUGUUAUUCUCCACUUCCAUGUAGCAUAGCUGGAAGGAGUGAGUGUGAUUAGAAAUAAACAAGCUUUAAAACACCUUGAAAGGCUUUUUAAAUUACCUUCCUCUGGGAAGCUGGUACUCUGAGGUUAUUAGUUCUCCAUCAUAAAUAGUAUUUUAACAGGCAAAUGAAACAGGACACAGUUUAACAAUAAGUUUAGGAUAACACCAAGGGAGGACUUAUUACUGGCAAGCGACUGCAUAAAAGAUCUGUGAGCAGGCGAAUCUCUGGAAGUUAUUCUGUAGUUGAACUAGAGCUAAAUUAAUGUUUUAUUUGGAGAUGUAAACUGCUCUUAAUAGCCUGUAAGUACGCAUCUCUAUAACGAAAAGGUUCUUGACAAUGCUGGACGUGCUGAGAUGCAGAGCUGCUUUCUGCAAGGUGGAGUCAGUGACUGAAUUCCAUCUAGCACCAGAUAUCAAGCUUCUAAAUCAGUUCCCUGUUUCACUGCUGUGAGGCUGGGCUUUUUUUUAUGUACAUACUUCACUCUUUGUCCUGCUCAAACUCCGGUAUCUCGUAUCUCUGAUUCUGGAGUAAUACAAUUUAUAUUACUUAGUCUUAAAAAAAAAAAAAAACAAACACAAACCACCAGCCCAGAACAAACAAACAAAUCCUACCCAAACCCCAUAAUCAGUCCAGAUUCCAGUUGAUUGUCUUCCAACGUGUACCUCAGCUUCCAGCACUUUUCUCUCUUCUCAGAGCCACAGCACUUUGUGCUCUCUUUGUGCGUCAGUUCCUCCACCCUCUGGUUAUGCUGGAGUUUCCCAAGGAAGUGUCUUGUACCUUCCUUGCCCAGCGUCUCUGUCUUACUUAGUCUGGCAGGGUUUCAUGGAAGAGGAAAGGCCCAGGGCAUAGUCCUCUGGCGUGGCUCUGUUUCCCAGACAGGCGAUGGGGAAAAGUGAAAACAGCUCCCUGCUGUCACAGGCCAUGCCCCAUCAGCAGCCAUGCUGUGACUGUUUUCAGUGGCUUGGAAUGAUGUGAGACUGGCUGCUGAACAGGAAAAAUAUCUGGAGGAAUAAUGUACUGGAAUGUUUGAGAUGAUUUUGGAGUGGGAAAAUGAGUUAUUUUUCAUCACUUUUCUGAAUGGUGCUUUCAUUUUUUGGAUGCUUGGCUGCUUUAUGGUCUAGAAGGAUACCUAUGAUUUCUUUUAAAAAAACUUUACCAUUGCUAGGUUUUCUUUGGAUAAAUUGUCUGUCUUAAAUUGCCAUCUGUUUCUCUUUUAGGAAGAUCUUUGGUUGUAAUGUUACCAUUUUUUCUAAAACUAAUUAAAGCAGUGGGUGAACAGGUGAUGUCUUGAUUACAAUAGAAAACCUUAGAAGCCUGUGCCACUCUCCCCAUUUCUCUCAUCCUAUAAAUUGCAUUGGUCAGUGUUGUACAACUUCCUAUUAAAGAAAUUGAGUAAAUUGAAUUGCCUCAAAACCUUAAUGUAGCCAGAAAUGGGAGGUUAGAAAGGGGAAGGGAAACCAGGAGAACUGGAGGGGGUGAGGGGGUGAAGAGAGAAAAGAGUGGAGGAAAUAGGCUGUGCCAGGCAAGACGUGCUGUAGACAAGAGUUCUUGCACAAACAGUAGCAAGACUUUAAGGGGAAAAAAGAAAGAGAGCAAACUAAGGCCAUAUACAGUACUCUAAGUACUGCUGGUCCUUGUUAUUGAACUACUGAGAGCAGUUCAAUAAAAAGCAUUAAGCCUUUGUGCUUAUAAUGAAACCAUUAAAUAAGCUGCAGAAAAACUUCUGUGUUCCAUGGCUUUGUCUAUUCCUGAUGGUGUUCCAGUGCAGAUGAAAACAGAAUGACACAUACAUGAUGCAAACUCAAUGGGAGGAUCAUCUCUUUCACUGGGAAUGGCAGAGGUGUUCUCAAACUGGAGUGCUUCAGAAGCACGCAAAGUCAGCAGCAUGCGUGAGGGACAGCACUUAAUCUGCGCAGCAAGAAUAAGCCAUUGUAGUACUGUCUGGGGCUGGACUCCAAUGGGUAUAAACCAAAGGAGCCUGAGGACACUCUGAAGACACUGAAAAGUUGUGGUUCUUUAUUUGGAAUACACGUUAUGAACCCUUUCUGGAGCAUGUCUGCAAGUUCUGUGCGCAAGAGACCUGAUGCUGAAGAGAAAACUUUGAGUGGAGAGCUGCGAACCAGUCCUCUGCGAGUCUCUACAAAGAAACAGCUGCCUUCUAUUCCAAAGAAUGCUGUGCCAAUAACCAAGCCUGCUUCACCUGCCAUGUCAUCCCAAUCAACAAAUGGAACACACGCUUCUUACGGGCCGUUUUAUUUGGAGUAUUCACUACUUGCAGAAUUUACCUUGGUUGUAAAGCAGAAAUUGCCAGGUGUCUACGUGCAGCCAUCUUACCGAUCAGCAUUAAUGUGGUUUGGUGUAAUAUUCAUAAGACAUGGGCUCUACCAGGAUGGUGUGUUUAAAUUCACUGUCUAUAUUCCUGAUAAUUACCCAGAUGGAGACUGCCCGCGCUUGGUUUUUGAUCUGCCUGUCUUCCAUCCGCUAGUAGAUCCUCUGUCUGGUGAACUGGAUGUGAAAAGAGCAUUUGCAAAAUGGAGGCGAAAUCAUAAUCACAUAUGGCAAGUAUUAAUGUAUGCUCGCAGAGUCUUCUACAAGAUUGAUACAACUACUCCUCUGAAUCCUGAGGCUGCAGUGCUGUAUGAAAAAGAUAUUCAGCUGUUCAAAAGUAAAGUGGUGGACAGUGUCAAACUGUGCAGCAGUCAUUUAUUUGAUCAGCCCAAAAUAGAGGAUCCCUAUGCAAUCAUUUUUUCUCCAUGGAAUCCAGCUAUACACGAUGAAGCUAGAGAGAAGAUGUUGUCUCAGAAGAAGAAGCCAGAAGAUCAGCACUGCAAAAGCAUGCAUGUUUCUGGCCUCUCCUGGGUAAAGCCUGGCACAGUUCAGCCUUUCAGCAAAGAGGAGAAGACGAUGCCUACUUAGCUCUUCUGGACGAUGGUGCACAAAACACUUUCUGUGGGUGGAGGGAAUGUAACGGAAGGAGAAACGGCAAAGCAGCAGUUUCCUUCUUAACUACGGAUUAGUAAAAACUGAAUGGUAGCAGUGACUCCAGUAAACCUCUUCAUUGGAUUACUGACUCUUAAGGUUUUACAUAUGCAUUAGGUUUUAAAGGCUUGCCUGGAGUUUGGAAGUCUCUCUUGAACACUGACUGCAGUGCUUCUACUUGAAGACUGUCUAUGGUGGGUAGUUCCUCAGGGCUCUGAAAUGCCUGGAGGCUUUGGGUUGGUUUUUAUGCUUUUAUUUUUUUUUUUUCCCUCCAGGAAUAGCAGUUUUUUAAAAAAUCUUAAAUUACUGGCAGAAAUAUUAGUAUUGGAAAUAUGAUGCCAGAGGUGAGCUGUGUUCAUGUAAACUAAUAUAGCAGAGUUAAACACUAUAUUUAAUGGUUUUAAAUACUUUUGGUUUCUAUUGUAAAUAUAUUAGGAUUUGAAAUUGUAAAUAGACGGUUCAUUGACUUCAUUUAGCACUUUCCAGAGAUAAAGCUGGGGAUGAUGUAUGAUGUAUUAUUGAUAUGUAAAUGGAUACUGUCACUAAAGCGCACAUUAGUUUGAUAGGGUGAAAGCAGAAUGUUAGGCUUGUUGCUUUUAUUACAUAAACACUAAAUCAAAGCUUGUAAUGGUGGUCUCUUAAGCUAAUAAAAUCAUAGAGGAUUUUAGAUUCCCUAGCUGUCUAGGGGAAGGGGAUUACUUAGGAUAUAUUGACUAAUGUGUGUUAAUAGUGACAUCUUAAAAUAAAAAGAACUUGUGAUCUA
Molecule: messenger RNA, 5412 nt
Organism: Strigops habroptila (Kakapo)
Lineage: Eukaryota; Metazoa; Chordata; Aves; Psittaciformes; Psittacidae
Gene: AKTIP
Product: AKT interacting protein
Exons: 10
Coding region: 3705-4586 (293 amino acids)
Source: RefSeq, a predicted model, not a curated record